AUGCGGGAACUUAGCGGGACAACGCGCGCGGGCCUCAUGGGCACCGUGCUGAGCUUCAGCCCGCGAGAGCGGCGCCCGCCCACCGCCGCGCCGCCGCCUGACCGUGCCGCCCUAGCCUACUCCUACGAAAGACUCAACAACGCGAAGAACAGGGAAAACCGCGACCUCACGCGCGACGAACGGCGAGCUACUCUCGACGAUGCCGCCAAAAUCAUUUCCGAGAAAACGGCCCUCGAGAAAAACCUCAAGAAACACUCGCUGUUCAUCAAUGCACUCUCGUGGAAGAGAUUCUCCACCGCCAACAACAACAAGAAGAAGUUGGAAUGCAAGAGCAAGAGCGUGACGACGUUCAGAGCGCCGCUGACUGACAAUGUGCCGCUCGAUAGGAAUAAGAAUGUCAGCGUCGGGGGCGCAAUAUACACGCGGGCCCCCGUGGUGCCCCCGCCGACGGAGGUAGCGCGGACCAAUGCCCUCAACAAUAACGUAUGUUACACGGAGAAGUUGCCCACAACUGCCGUCGGGACUGCCCCGGUGGUGGCGCCGAGGAAGACGGUGAUACAAGCGUCUACCUCAGAAUUGCUCAAGUGCCUGGGGAUGUUUCUCCAUUCCCGAUGUCACCGGCUAAGGGACUUCCAAGCGGGGGAUGCUGUGAUGUGGCUUCGGACGGUGGACCGUUCAUUGCUACUCCAAGGCUGGCAGGACGUGGCCUUCAUCAACCCAGCUAAUGUGGUCUUCGUCUACAUGCUGGUCCGGGAAUUAGUCGACGGGGAGAGGAUAGCUCGGCCACAGGAGCUCCAAGCCGUCGUCUUGACAUGUCUCUACCUCUCAUACUCCUACAUGGGCAACGAGAUCUCCUACCCCCUCAAACCUUUCCUCGUCGAGGACUCCAAAGAUAAAUUCUGGGACCGCUGCCUCUUAAUCGUCGAUAGACUGUCUUUUAACAUGUUAAGAAUCAAUUCCGAGCCGGGUUUCUUCACCGAGGUGUUCACGGAAUUAAAGGCUUGUGGGGCUAUUGAGAGCCCUCCACCCGCACCACCCCACCCCGCCCCCGCACCCCCUCAUACCUUAACGGCCGCCUGA
Pieris macdunnoughi is the source of this 1080-nucleotide messenger RNA. NCBI's taxonomy places the organism in Eukaryota, Metazoa, Arthropoda, Insecta, Lepidoptera, Pieridae. The record is from the annotation of a GenBank genome assembly.